UUAGCGUCGAUUCUGAUAUUAUCUGGCAUUCGUGUUCGCCAAAAUAUUGUAUUAUGCGAUGUGUAUGUGGUGUAAGCUUUUGACACAGUGUGUGAAUUAGUUUUUAGCCAACAAAGAUCCCCAGUGUACAUUUGAAGUCCGAAUAUUCAUCAAAACCAUACAGUUAAAAAUUAUUAAUAUUUUUAAGACUUCACACUAUAAAUCAGAUUAUUAUAGACUAAAGAUAAUGCAUUUUUCACAAGUAUUGUUUAUAUAUUUAUACGUUUUGGCUAUAAGUUUUAAAGAUGUUCACUGUUUCGUUGACCCGGUAUCUUUGACCAUUGGAGCCGGUGUUGGUCUCGGCGCACUAACUGGAUUUGGGUUUUUAAAAGAUCAAACCUAUUGCCGAUUAACCGAGUGUUGCAAUGAGCGGAGUGUACCGGGGCAUAUUUACGAACUCAGAGAGAUGAUACGUAAGCGAUUGUAUGGUCAACACAUUGUUAAGCAGCAAUUGAUAUCAGCGUUAGAGGCGCAUUUCAAUCCUCAAAUGUCGUCACGAAAACCAUUGGUUAUGAGUUUUCACGGCACACCGGGAACUGGUAAAAAUUUUGUAGCUGAUAUGAUUGCAGAGGCCUUAUAUGAGAAGGGAUCAAAAAGUCGUUUUGUACAUAAAUAUAUGGGAAGAUUAGAGUUUUCGGUGGAAAAAAAUAUUAAAAGCUAUAAUGAACGUAUUUAUAACGAUGUGGUAAUGGGCAUUACAGAUUGUCCCCGUUCAUUAUUUAUUUUUGAUGAAGUGGACAAAAUGCCUGCCGGUGUUUUUGAAUCGCUGGCAUCCUUGGUGGACUAUAAUUCACUUCCUAACAAAUUGGAUGGCUCUAAAGCUAUAUUCAUUUUUCUUUCAAAUUUAGCUGGUGUACAAAUAUCUGAUCAAUUGGCAAAAAUGUUAAAGAAUGGUGAACUACGCGAAAAUAUUAAGUUAAGUUCAUUCGAACAAAUACUACAAAAAGCGUCUUACAACUUAGAUGGUGGCUUUAAAAAAGCUGGUUUAAUAGAGCAACAUGUAAUCGAUCAUUACAUUCCAUUUUUGCCACUUGAAAAGCAUCAUGUUCAGCAGUGCAUAUCAGCAGAAUUUCUUAAAUGGGGACGAACCCCCCAAAAGCAGGAGAUAGAGAAUAUGCUUAAAGAAGUGAUUACGUAUGAUCGCGGACAUGGACUUUUUUCCACAUCAGGUUGUAAAACCAUAGAAAAGAAAGUAGCUACAGAAGUUUGGAUUAAAAAACAUCAUAAUGAAAUUUGAUUUAAUUAUUUAUUUUUUAAUAAAGUAAUGGCAUAACAUGCUAA
Messenger RNA from Bactrocera oleae (olive fruit fly), 1320 nucleotides. It is a transcript of the gene Torsin, whose product is annotated as torsin family member. Gene Ontology annotation, biological process: cellular response to misfolded protein. The record is from RefSeq and is a predicted model, not a curated record. Gene Ontology annotation, molecular function: ATP hydrolysis activity; ATP binding. NCBI's taxonomy places the organism in Eukaryota, Metazoa, Arthropoda, Insecta, Diptera, Tephritidae.